AUGGAAAAUCAAACUUUUAAAUUUCACUUAUUUUUACUAACCGAGCUAGCUAAAGACGAAGAAUCAUCUGAUUAUGAUGCACUUAUGGCUGGUGGACUUCAUCUCACCAUCCAAUAUGAAAAUCUCACAAGUGAAUCCUUGUCCAAGUUAAUUGAAUUAAAUAGAAAAUUUACUGUACAUAUGAACGGCAUUCUGUACAAUAAAAUCAAGGCAGCUACUUACUUGUCAAUACAAGAUUUUGUCAAAAUUGUUGAACAAAUCAGUGAACAAACAGUUUUAAGAAUUAUGUUGAACGAUAGUCUAGGUAAACAAAAAAUAUCGGAAUUAAUUCCUGUAAAAUAUCGAGCAAUGCUGUAUAUCAUCGAAGCCCAAAUAUAUAAACUUGAAAACAAUAUUUCACAAUCGUUGACUAAGCUACAUGAAGCACUUCUGUGUUGUCCGAUUGAUGAUGUUAUAGAAGCCGUUGAUUACUUUUUGAGACAAGUUUAUUUCCAUGAAACAAUAGUUCAAACACUAGUGGAUGAUGUGAGAUCAAUCAAAGUAUAUUUGAAUCAAACCGGAUCGAGCAACCUAGCAAACACUAUCUUAACUGAUGAUCAAUUACCAGACAUGACAUUAAGUGGUAACGGUCUUAAGAAGACGCCACUGUUGAAUAUGAUUCGAAAAUAUGAACGAGCCAUUAUAAAACAAAUGAAAAACGAUCAUAUGAAUGCUGCUCUAUCCUAUAUUGAUCUGUCAAUGGCAGUGAAAGAUUUAACCUGUAUCUUAUCAAAUUUUGUUUUGGCUAGUCUGCAUUUCUAUGAACUUAUGAAACAAACUUCAGAUACUUCUAAAUUAUACGCUUAUAGAAAUGUGAUCAUUGAUCUGGUAGUUCAAAUAUUUUCUUUAUCACGACGAUAUUUGGCACCUCAUAUGGAAAUAUAUGUGUUUAAAAUAGCGUUCACAUUAAUGAUCAAGUCCACUCAACUUUUUCAAUCCCAUAUCAAAUCGACCAAACAGUUGACUGGCAAUCAAAAUCAGACUCAGUUAUUGAUAACAAAACAGCAGAAACUAAUCUUAUCCGAACUGUUGAAAAAUAUAAUACUACUUGCCAGAAUAUCACCUCUUUCGCAACUUCCAUUGUCACGUAGUUACGAUCUGUUAUACAUUGAAGUCGUGGGACAAGAGCUUCUCUCUAAAUUUUUGAUAAAUUCAGCAAAUAGUGAUGGGGGCACAUUAUAUGCGCCGUAUCUAUAUCAAUAUUAUGUAUUUGAAGGCGUAUGGUGCGACUGGAUAAAGAAUGAAACGUUUGACGCUGCAAGAUUCAACUGCAUGCAAUCGUUACUAAGAAGACGACAUUGGAGCAUGCUAGACGUGCAAAAUCUUCUGAACUGGUCGUAUUUACGACGAACUGUUGAUGGAUGGUUACCGACAAAAACAUAUGCUCUAAAUCUUGAUCGCCAAUCUCAGUUUAAGAAAGUAAAUGGCAUAUCAUUCAACAUUAGUACGGGAAAAAUCAAAUUUUUGCUUCAAGUAGCCCAAUCAAAAGAGCAAGGGUUGUUUGAUGCAAAUGAUGUCCAAGAAGUUUUAACAAAAGGCAUAACAAAUUCAUUGUUCACAUUGGACCAACCUGCUGUUGAGUUUCCGUCGCAUCCAUUUCAAGAGAUGCGCUAUGGACCAAGCAGUCUAUCAAAAACAAAUUUUUUAUCAACACUAUUGCAUGCUGACUAUUUGUUGAAAAUGAUUUCCACUGGUCUCGAAGUUUGCUCAGAGCCUCCUUUUCAAAUUCGUGACGCUUCUGAUGGUUUUAUGAAGCGUCUACCGGAGUGGUUGCAAGAGGAACUAAAACCGAUUGAUGAAAGAAACGAUUGCGCAAUUAUGAAUAGUGUACAUCGAUUUUGGAUUGAAGCAGGCGAAAUAGCCUAUCAACAUCAAUUCGACGAAAAUAACAAUAUUAUAACAUAUUAUCUGGAUGAUGUACCCAUGCAUGUAAAGAAGCAAUUGAUGCAAUAUGAUGAACAAGGAAAUUUGAUUGACGACGUUUCAAAACUAGAUGACGAUCAUUCGCCAGAAGGUGAAUUCGCCCAAGCGUUUACUCGAUACUAUGAUCAAAUUGGCUCGUAUUUUCCUGAAUUAUUACGACUCAAAGAGUUAUUAAAACUUGGUGUUUUACUUUUAUUUAUUCGAUCAACAUUUGAAAAUAUUCAAAAAUAUAUAAAUAAUAUUAAUAUUGAAUUCGAUUCAAUAAAUGAUUAUUUGCAAAGAAUUCGGAACCAAAUAACGUAUCCUUGUGAAACUGAUAGCGAAAUAAAUAGAAUUUUCAAUAGUUGCUUGAGUGGUCAAAACAUUUCCUACUCUCAAGUUCCAUACGAACAAAUUAAAGAAUUAAAGACAAAAAUCCGAUCACAACUAAUCGAAGCCGACAAAAGUAACUUGAAGAAAGUAACAGAAGGUAUUUGUGAAGCAUGCCACUGUGCCCAUCAAACGGCCACAAUAAAAACCUUGGUAUUAAAUUGGUUGUUGUACAAUCAAAAAGUAGAGCUUAUCAGCUUUAUAGUGCAUUCAUUAGAAACAUAUAAACGAGAACAAUAUUCAAAAGUGUUGGAGACGAUUGUUUAUAUGGGAGUCCAUCUUGAUGAAGAGAAGCAGUUUAAGUUAAACAAUUCAACUUCGGAGUGUUCGUGGGUUCCUGCUGUAUUUUGUUCAAAGAAAAAGAAUGGUUUGAAAAUUUACGGUGGUGUGAGUUUACAAAUCAAGUUGAAAGAAGGAAUUGUUCAACAAAACAAUCGGCAAGUGACAAUGAUUGAUGCUUUAACUAUGAUGAGAAAUAUAAGUCAAAAACAACAACACGGGGAGUCCACUACUGUCAGAAGUGGCGCAAUGUCUGACAGCAAUAGCAAUCGAGUCGGCUCUGUUAGUGACAGUGUAAAUGGCGAUCAAGGGUCUCGUAAUAAUGACUCUUAUCGUGAACGACAGCCACUUGAGUAUGAACCAACCGGCAGAACAGAACCUAAAAACCUCAACGAACAAAUAGCCAUGAAGGCUGCAAAAGCAGAUGCUGCAAACGGUGAAACCUUGAAAAAUAUAGUCCUGCGUGAUGCAAGAUGGUCUCCUGAAGGUGGUUGGGUGAAAAAGCAAUAUUUACAUAGAUCCCUAGAUAAAUCCACUAAUAUUGAAAUACAUUAUGUUUUUAACACCCUCACUGGCGAAGCAUUGGACUUCAAAUUUAAAGAUUAUCCUCGAGAAAAAUAA
Molecule: messenger RNA, 3231 nt
Organism: Rotaria socialis
Lineage: Eukaryota; Metazoa; Rotifera; Eurotatoria; Philodinida; Philodinidae
Source: the annotation of a GenBank genome assembly